Messenger RNA from Pyricularia grisea, 930 nucleotides. RefSeq lists its product as uncharacterized. NCBI's taxonomy places the organism in Eukaryota, Fungi, Ascomycota, Sordariomycetes, Magnaporthales, Pyriculariaceae. Gene Ontology annotation, molecular function: phosphoglycolate phosphatase activity; alkaline phosphatase activity. The record is from RefSeq and is a predicted model, not a curated record. The transcript is spliced from 4 exons. The coding region runs from base 1 to 930 and encodes 309 amino acids.
AUGGCGCAAACUCAAACCUCACAGUUCCUGUCUGGCAACACUGCCGCCAUCAAUGAGUUUCUGGACAAAUUCGAUACUUUCCUGCUUGACUGUGAUGGGGUCCUCUGGUCAGGUGAUAAUGUCUUUGAAGGCGUGCCUGAAACCAUUGCCAUGUUGAGAGCAAAGAACAAAAGGACCGUCUUUGUCACCAACAACUCGACCAAGUCCCGCCCCGAGUACCAGAAGAAGCUCGCAUCCAAGGGCAUCGAGUGCGACGUGGACGACAUCUUUGGUUCUGCCUACUCUGCCGCCAUCUACAUCUCGCGGAUCCUCAAGCCCGAGGCGCCACGCAACAAAGUGUUUGUGGUGGGCGAGCGCGGCAUUGAGGACGAGCUGCGGAGCGAAGGCGUGCCCUUCAUCGGCGGCACCGACCCGGCCUACCGGCACGACAUGACCGACGCCGACUGGAAGGGCCUGGCCGACGGGUCGGUGCUGGACCCGGACGUCGGCGUCGUGCUGGCCGGGCUGGACUUCCACAUCAACUACCUCAAGAUCGCGCACGCAUACCAGUACCUCCGCCGCGGCGCCGCCUUCAUCGCCUCCAACACCGACUCCACCUUGCCCAUGAGCGGCAACUUCUUCCCCGGUGCGGGUUCGACCAUGAUCCCCAUCGCAAACAUGAUUGGACGUCAGCCCUUGGCCCUCGGAAAACCCAGCCAGGCCAUGAUGGACGCCGUCGAGGGCAAGUUCAAGCUAGACCGCUCCCGAACCUGCAUGAUCGGCGACCGCCUCGACACCGACAUCAAGUUUGGCAUCGAGGGCAAGCUGGGCGGUACCCUGGCCGUGCAGACCGGCGUCAACAAGAAGGAGGACUGGGAGAAGGAGGACGCCGUCGCCCGCCCGGCCUUUUAUGUCGACAAGCUGAGCGACCUGCUCGCCGCCGGUCAAUAA